AGCUGAACUAGAGAAGUUAAAAAAAAAUUCGUUAAGCCUUCAUGGCGAAAACUAUUGGAGCCAUCGGAAAAAAUUACUGAUCAAUUAUCUGUUGUUUCUAGCUAAUGUCGAUAAUGGAGAAAUUGCGAGCGAAUGGGGGAGGAAAGAGAAUGGUUUAUCGAAGGUUCAGUUAUGUUUUUUUUUUAAUAUAAAUCUUCUCGGCUGAUCUGGCCAUCUCAGUAGAAACGCACCGAAGCGAUUUAGAAUGGACUUUUCUCCGAAUAGCCACCAUACUGUCCAUCGACUCCAUCCCAAGUUUGGAAUGUUUUCCAACUAAUACCAGGGGGUAGCCAGUUCGCAUAUUACUGGACUACCAUGUAAAUUGUUUGGACCCAAGCCCAUACUUGUUUCAAGGGUGGAUCAAACCUAGAUUGGUUCCUUUCAAUUUUUUUCAAGUUCUCAACCACCACUGGACCACGACUGUAUGAGCCAAAUAUUCAAUUCUGUUUGUAGGGUUUUCAAUAGAUUAGUGGUGAAGGAGACGUGUUUGUAAAAUGGGAAAUGUGUAAUUUUAAAAUCUCUUCAAAUAUCAUCUUAUGAGGUGUGAUUGUUCUAUUUCUACCCACACUUUUAACUAUAAAUUGUCUCUCAAAUCAUUUGUAUUUUUUUCGUCUAUGAUUUUGUUUUCCAAUAACAUGAGAUUUGAAAACAUUUUUAUAAAUUAUCAAUUGAAUAACUAUAGAUUUGGAGUUAUUUUGAUAGAUCAUCGCUGGGAGUUUACAGCGAAACCUAAUUUUCUCUCUAAAAAUGCCUCCUUCGAAAAGCCGCCGUUUCUCCUUUUAGAUCUGAGACCGGUGGCCGGUGGCUUCUUCAGCACCGGGGCUGGUCUCCUCUUUUGCUUUUUGUUUGCUCUUCGGCAUCUGUAACUUUCGGUGGUGAUGAUGGUCUAGACGAUGUCCGGGUUCGAGCUAGGUUUAUGUUGGGGUGGUGUGGUCGGAGAUCCGGCCUUCUUUUGACGUUUCAAUUGCUGGGUGUAACUGUUUUCUUUUACAGAGAUUCCUUUUAAAUUUGGUCUUUUGUGGUUUGGUGCUCUCCAUUCUAAUGUUUUCUUCUUCUCUGCAAGUUGUCUUCGUCUCGCUCCGGUUUCGAUCUUUCACCGGUUCUUUCGUAUUCGGUGUUGUCCGGUUCGUGUUUGGUUCGCUCUUUGUCUCUACUCUAUAGAUCAGAUCGAGAUCUGGUCUGUUCAAAGGCUUCUUUCGAGGCGUUAACUUGUCGGGGUAUAUUCUUUCGACUUCGCCGCUACCGGGAGGAAUAUUUUGAUCCUGUUGCUUUUGGCUUGGAUAUCUUGCUGGUGUGAUCGCCUAGGAACUCUUUCAUUGUGAGGUAGUCUCAAUCCACUAUAGGAGGAACCGCUUAUCGUUGUCUCGCUUUGCUGCUUCGGUUUGCUUUGUGUAAGGCAUUCCAGUCAUGGUUUUGAUUUGGUAGGUAUGGAGUUUGUGCUAGAUUCCAGAUUUAAUUUGUUGAGUCUCUUGUUUUAGUUUUCAUUUAUUCCUUGUUUCUUUCCCUGUAAUUAUUUAGGGCCUCGUUUGGGUUUAGUUUCGGGGGGUUAAAGUCCCGCCGGCUUAGUUUCUGAGGGUUAAAGUCCCGCCGGCCUUUGUAUUCCGACAAUGUAAUUCACCCUUGUUAUAUAAUCAUUCAGACGAAAAAAAAAAGAAGGAGUUAUUUUGAUAAAUACUAGAUUCAAUAAAACUGGAUCUUAAUAAUUUUAGAAAGUGACCACCCCAAUAAGAUGAAAUUGUUUCAAAGGAAAAAAAUCAUACCAAAUUAAUAUGCCCUAUAAAUAUAAAAGUUGAACGUUGAAUGAGAUUUUUUCCAAAGCAGCACCAAAUAUUAUCGUAAAAUCAAUAAUUCCUUUAAUAAAAUGCAAAAACAGGAAGAAAAUCAAAUGCAUGAGCAAAACAAUUUGUAUAGAUAUGUAUAGAUAAGCAUCUUUUAUCUUGUAUAUAUAUAUCACCCCUAAAACUACAGAACAAAUAAAUCUAAAAAAUAAUGAAUUUUUUUUCGUAUUUUUUAGUUGUUAUUGUAUUGUGUGCAGGAUUGAGUAAUGCGAAGUUCAACGAAAAAAAUUCUGUAGUUUUUAAGAAUUCUCUUGGUCCCAAAAACGUUCUCAAGAUUCAUUGUAUAUCAAAAGACGACGAUCUAGGCUACAAUUAUUUAAGACCUGGACAAAUCUACGAAUUUAGUUUUCAUGAUAGUGUUUUGAAAACCAAAUUUGAUUGUGAGUUAUGGCAGGGACGUGGUCCUACUUACAAGUUUUAUGCAAACUUUCGGGCGUACAAAGGUGGCGGUCUGAUAGUUCACAGCGGUAAAAAGAACUUUUGGGAAGUUAGAGAAGAUGGUAUUUACUUUACACAUGGUAAGGAAAUACCUAAAUUAGAGUAUAAAUGGAGCCCCAUAGGAGAGCCCCCUAUAAGAUCAUAAAAUGUUUUUUUUAAUAAGUACAAUUUUAUAUCUCAUGUUCU
Arabidopsis lyrata subsp. lyrata is the source of this 2501-nucleotide messenger RNA. Its product is annotated as S-protein homolog 11. Bases 2029 to 2460 code for a protein of 143 amino acids. NCBI's taxonomy places the organism in Eukaryota, Viridiplantae, Streptophyta, Magnoliopsida, Brassicales, Brassicaceae. The record is from RefSeq and is a predicted model, not a curated record. The transcript has 2 exons.